CAUAUGAAGCUGGAGUUGUAGCUGCUUUGCAGGAAUUGUCACCUGACAUGCUGAAAUCUGCAUCCAGGAUCUAUGGGGCAUCUUCAGGAUCGGUUGUAGCUACACUUACAUUGUGUGAGUGUGAUCAAGAUGAGGUGAAGCUGUCCUUCCUGCGUGCUUUGAAAUUCUCUUUAUGGGGAUUUAUUCCUGGAGGAACAAUCCCUAAAAUCUUAAAGGACGUCUUAAACAAACACCUGCCUACGAACGCCCACCAGCUGGUAUCUGGAAAGCUGCAUAUCAUCCUCACCCGAUUGCGCGACUGGAGAAGCGUGACGGUUUCGGAUUUUGCCUCCAGGGAGGACCUCAUCCAGGCUGUGAUAUGCAGCUGCUUCGUCCCUGUGUAUUUUGGAUUCAUACCUCCUAAGUACAAUGGAGUGCAUUACGUUGAUGGGGAACUCGCCAUGUGGCAGAACAACUUCGUCUCCCGGAACACGAUCACCAUCUCUUCUUUCGCUGGCGAAUACGACAUCUGCCCCAAAGAUAGCGCAGCUGCCUUCUUCACUUUCCAAAUCUCUGAUUGUAUUUUACAUAUAUCAAAAAGAAACAUCUGCCGUUUGCAGUGUAUUUUUCAGAUGCCCACACGUCAAGCUCUGGACGAGAUUCGUAAACAUGGCUACGAGGACACAGUCGUCUUCUUAAAAAGACUGAGGCCAUGCCAGUUGCAGAAGAGCAGUUUUGACCCUGCUGCUGCCGUUGAACCCAGUUCACGUUCUAAAGAGAGAAAGAGCCACUUACAGCCCAGCCUGCAGACAGACACCGACCUGCACUGA
This is a messenger RNA of Tauraco erythrolophus (red-crested turaco), 809 nucleotides long. NCBI's taxonomy places the organism in Eukaryota, Metazoa, Chordata, Aves, Musophagiformes, Musophagidae. The record is from RefSeq and is a predicted model, not a curated record.